CGCGCAGGCGGGAGUUCCGCGCUCGGCUCGCGGCAGGCAUGGCUGGCCUCGAGGAGUCGGGAAACGGCGGGCCGGGGCGCGCAGCCCGAAGGGGAGCCCCCGGCGGCGUGGGGACGGCUGUGUCGCGCGAGCUCCUGCGCGCGGGCUGCGCAGGCGCAGGCGGGAUUCAGGACGCGCUGCUCCUCCGUUCCAAAGGCAAGAGCGCGGGCUUGAAGACGGUGCGAGUGGAGAGGAGCAGCGUUUUAGAAAGAGUGAAGAACUUCCUACCUCACAUUGAACAAGCAAACAGAAAACUAAGAGAGGAGAUGGCAUCGGGGCCCCCAGACCUGUUCAAUAUUGAAAAUGUAGAUGACUCCCUGGAAAAAGUCAUAGAAAUGGAUGUGGCCGUGGUGGAGGUGAGCAGCUCUGAUUCUGAAGAACUCAGUUCAGGAGAGAGUUCCGGAUCUGAGGAUGAGAACAGCAUAACUGGAGAGGUCACUGUGGAGAAUAUUAAGUUUCCUAAACCAAGUGGAAAAAGAGGCAAGAUAGAAGUUUUGGACAGUUGAACAACCAGAUGGAUGAAGUUGCUAUCUCAGGCCCCAUGUCUGCCUGCUCACAUGCCCUGCGCCUCAUUCAGGUGACACAGGCCCUUCCGGCUCCAGGGGAGCAUUUGCGGGACUGAGUGUUGUCCAUUUUAUGGGAUAUCUGCAUUGCUUCUGUAUAUGUUGUAUAUAGUCCACUAGGGUCAUGUGUGAAAGUCAGUUUUUCUAGCCCCUUGCCCAGUGCCUGACGUGGAAAUAAAUGGCACUAAAUAAAUGCUUUUGAA
Molecule: messenger RNA, 805 nt
Organism: Dromiciops gliroides (monito del monte)
Lineage: Eukaryota; Metazoa; Chordata; Mammalia; Microbiotheria; Microbiotheriidae
Gene: NOPCHAP1
Product: NOP protein chaperone 1
Exons: 4
Coding region: 39-545 (168 amino acids)
Biological process (GO): box C/D snoRNP assembly
Molecular function (GO): box C/D methylation guide snoRNP complex binding
Source: RefSeq, a predicted model, not a curated record